AUGUGCCACAACGUCAUCGACGGCAGGCUGCACCUCUCUUGCCAACACUUCAUUCCGAUGUCUACUCGUCAGCAAGACUGUCUGCGUCCGAACUGUCUAUUCAGCAGGAACCACAUUCAUCCAAUCGGUUGCAGGGAGAAGUCUUGCACACGGAUGAUGAACCCGCCGCAGCGCAACCCGAUUAGGAUCAGCGAUAGCAAGUGCCAGGACUGCAUCAUCCGCGGCGACGGUCGAGGGGUCCUCGCCUGA
Messenger RNA from Dichomitus squalens LYAD-421 SS1, 249 nucleotides. RefSeq lists its product as uncharacterized. The transcript is spliced from 3 exons. The record is from RefSeq and is a predicted model, not a curated record. The coding region runs from base 1 to 249 and encodes 82 amino acids. NCBI's taxonomy places the organism in Eukaryota, Fungi, Basidiomycota, Agaricomycetes, Polyporales, Polyporaceae.